Messenger RNA from Colletotrichum truncatum, 2454 nucleotides. Its product is annotated as nadph oxidase 4. Gene Ontology annotation, molecular function: superoxide-generating NAD(P)H oxidase activity; calcium ion binding. The record is from RefSeq and is a predicted model, not a curated record. Gene Ontology annotation, biological process: superoxide anion generation; defense response. Lineage: Eukaryota; Fungi; Ascomycota; Sordariomycetes; Glomerellales; Glomerellaceae. Gene Ontology annotation, cellular component: plasma membrane; NADPH oxidase complex.
AUGAGCCUAAAGGCCCUGAUGGCAGACCAUCCCGUCACAAACCCAGGCGAGGGCGUUCAGUACCUCACCGAAGACGAAAUCAACUCCUUUCUGGACGAUCUCGACCACAACGACGACGGGUACAUUGAUUACGCCGAGGUCGAGGCAAAGCUCGACGCGGCGCACGAUGAGCUUGCGCCCGCCAACCAGUUGAAAUCCCACCACACCAUCAAGAAAUCCCACGAUUCAUACGAUGACCAGCGCCGCCAUGAGUUUUUGAGGAGCAUCAUGGGUUUGUCCCGGUCCCGUCCGGGUACCCACUCCGGCGCCGAUGAUGAUGCUUCCGAGGGCGCGGAGACGGACGCACGUAAAAUUCGCAUCCCCCGUGCCGAAUUCGCGGAGCGUGUACGUGAUUGGAAGAUUCCUUCCCUGAAGCAAGAUAAAGCCUCCGAGGACAACCAAAAGACGUACGUACGCCGCCUGCGCCCGUGGCGCCGCUUACGCGCCUACUGGGCCGUUCAUGGGCCCGAGAUCGCUUUCCUGGCUCUAGUAGUUGGCUUCAUCCUCGCCUUCGGCAUCUGGCAGUGCGUAAAGUACGUGACGACACCGCAAUAUCGCGCUGCCUUUGGCUGGGGUGUCGUUAUGGCCAAGACCUGCGCUGGCUUGCUCUACCCAACCUUCUUCUUCCUCAUCCUCAGCAUGUCGCGAUACUUCUCGACGUUCCUCCGGCGGUCAUACUACGUCUCACGCUUCAUCAACUGGGACCUCAGCCAAGCUUUCCACAUCAGGAUCUCCAUGGCAGCACUUCUCUUCGCCACGCUACACGCCAUCGGCCACUUGACGGGCUCCUUCAACCACGGCAGUCGUCCCCAGAAUCAGGACAGCGUGGCGGAGGUCCUGGGCCCGGAUAUGGUGCCCCGUCCGUACAUUGAAUAUGUCCGCUCUCUCCCCGGAUUCACGGGCCUAACCGCCCUCGGGCUGUUCUACACCCUCGCAAUCUGCAGCCUACCGCAAGUCCGCCGUUGGAACUACGAGCUCUUCCAGCUUUCUCACCUUCUGAUGUACCCGAUCAUCGGGCUGAUGAUGGCUCACGGCACCGCGGCACUUCUGCAGUGGCCUAUGUUUGGCUACUUCCUCGCCUUCCCCACGCUCCUCAUCCUCGUAGAGCGUGUCGUCCGCGUCGGUACGGGAUUCCACCGCAUUCCCGCGAAGCUCAAAGUGCUCGACGGCGAGACGGUCGAAAUUACCGCCACUAUCCCUAGCGAGCGCAUCUGGAAGUACCAAGCCGGGCAGUAUGUGUUCCUGCAGGUGCCCAAGAUAAGCACCUUCCAAUGGCACCCGUUUACCGUCUCGAUUUGCAAAGGAAGAGAGUUCCAGCUGCACAUCAAGACGGACGGCAACUGGACGAAGAAGCUACGGGAUCUAGGAGGGGAGACGGGAGAAUCACAGAUUGACGUGGGCAUCAACGGGCCUUUUGGCGCGCCAGCGCAGCGGUUCUACGAUUUUAGUCACAGCAUCAUCGUGGGCUCAGGCAUCGGCGUCACGCCCUUUUCUGGCAUCCUCGCGGACCUCCAGGCGAAGGAUGACGAAGAUCACGGCGGACCGGCACAUCACGGCCACCACCGGGACCGUCAUGACUCCGAGACGACGGUCACAUCAAGUAAGGAACAGACAGACGACGAAGAGCGCAGAAAGAAGCAAUCAGAGGCGACAGACGGCAACGACCCUUCGAAACCGCCGCACCCCUCCGAGUCCUACACGUUCGCGAGCGACUAUCGGCGCGUAGACUUCCACUGGACGGUCCGCGACAGGAACUACCUGCUCUGGAUCGCGGACCUGCUCAACUCGGUAUCGCGCAGCCAGGACUGGCACCGCGCGCACGAGGGCCCGUCGCAGCACCUAGACAUCCGCAUCGCGACGCACGUCACGCAGAAGCGGCGCGACAUCGUCACGCACGUGUACCGCUGGCUGCUCGAGAUGCACCGCACAGACGAGCACCCCGAGUCGCCCCUCACAGGGCUGCUGAACCCGACGCACUUUGGCAGGCCUGAUUUCGACGACAUAUUGGACAGGCACUACGAGGACAUGCGGAAAUUCCGGGCGAGCAAGAGGCGCAACGGAAAAGUCGACGGCGGAAAUGCCACCACCGGAGACGCCAAGCCUGUCAACGAGAAGGACAGUGGAGGAGGACAAGGGGGAUCAGACAGCGCGGGGACAGACGAGAAGGCGAAAAAUAGCAACGGCGGCGGCAAUGGGAGUGCAAACGGCAAUAGCCCCGACGCGGACCCCAGCGCUCGCCAGAGCAGGGCAGAGGAGGAGGAGGAAGAGGACGAGGAGAUGAAGGUCGGCGUGUUCUACUGCGGAGCGCCGGUUGUCGGGGAGAUCCUGGCGGACAAGUGCCGGCAACUCACGGUGCGGGGGCGGCACGACGGGAGCAAGAUUGAGUACCAUUUCAUGAUUGAGGUAUUCGGUUAA